Messenger RNA from Mizuhopecten yessoensis (Yesso scallop), 3745 nucleotides. RefSeq names its product ubiquitin carboxyl-terminal hydrolase 16-like. The transcript has 13 exons. The record is from RefSeq and is a predicted model, not a curated record. Bases 129 to 2066 code for a protein of 645 amino acids. Gene Ontology annotation, biological process: protein deubiquitination. Lineage: Eukaryota; Metazoa; Mollusca; Bivalvia; Pectinida; Pectinidae. Gene Ontology annotation, molecular function: cysteine-type endopeptidase activity; cysteine-type deubiquitinase activity. Gene Ontology annotation, cellular component: nucleus; cytosol.
ACCAACAAGUUAUAUUUGUAUACAGCCAAUGUAAAACCAUGUACACUUAACUGUGUGUGAACAGGUUGUGUCUUUGUUGUAAUAUAGAACUUUGUAACUUCAAACUUCAGUAGUGAUUGCAUGGUGUGAUGGUACAGAAAUCAGGUGUCUCGAGUUCCAAGAUGACAAGUUUUAUCAAACCUUUCAAAAGUGUCAAAUCGAAGUUAUCAAGACGAUGGACGGUUUUUUGGGAAAAUGAUGUUCAAGCCAAACACAGUUCAGACGUUCCAGAGGGAAUCCCAAACAUUGGUAAUACGUGUUAUAUCAACGCCGUGCUUCAGGUCUUGAAGUGGACCCCUUGUUUUCUGUCGAGACUUGAUACCUGCGACACUGACGAAUCUAAACAGGUAGCCUCAUGUUUAAAAGCAGCUAUGACCGGUACCGACAAAACAAAACGGAAGUCAACAUUGAAAUCACUUGGAACAUUGAUUGGUCGGAACACUCUCGGCUCGGGAACACCUGAAGACUGUUUUGAAUUGUAUAGUGCACUUCUUGAGAGCCUCCACACAAGCAAAGACGAAUGUCCCGCAAGGCUGUUCGAGGGUACUUUUCUUAUUACAUUCUGCUAUGAGUCCUGUGGACAUAUUGAAAGACAACUGCAGACAUUUACAAGCCUAUCAAUGCCUAUGGUGGAUGCUUUUGACAGUUUCAAACUAACAGUAGAAACUUCAGCCGUAGAUUCCAAACUAACAAAAGAAACUACAGCCGUAGAUUCCAAGCCAACAGUAGAAACUACAGCCGUAGAUUCCAAGCCAACAGAGGAAACUUCAGCCGUAGAUUUCAAGCCAACAGAGGAAACUACACCCGUAGAUUCCAAGCAAACAGAGGAAACUACAGCCGUAGAUUCCAAGCCAACAGAGGAAACUACAGCCGUAGAUUCCAACCCAACAGAGGAAAAUACACCCGUAGAUUCCAAGCCAACAGUAGAAACUACACCCGUAGAUUCCAAGCCAACAGUAGAAACUACACCCGUAGAUUCCAAGCUAACAGUAGAAACUACAGCUGCAGAUUCCAAGCUAACAGAAGUAACUACACCCGUAGAUUCCAAGCUAACAGUAGAAACUACACCCGUAGAUUCCAAGCUAACAGUAGAAACUACACCAAGAAUUGAGAUAUAUAAAGAUGAGAAAGAGGAGGAAACGGCGGAGAAAGAGGAAAAGAUGGGAGAGGUAAAUCUGGAAGAGAAGAAGGAAAGGAUGGGAAAAGAGGAAGAGAAUGACAACACAAAUGAAGAUAUACAGGAUAUAGAAGAGGAGAGAGAGGAGAAAACAGGUAAAGGACAGUUACAGGACAGUAAGGAUAAGGAGACAUUGUACGAAUUUCUCAAAUAUUUAAGCACACCUAUGGGGAAUAAGGUGGUUACUAAUAAGUGUAGUAUUGAAACGAGCCUUGAGACGUUCAUAUCUGCGGAAUGCUACCCGGAAAGAUCACUACAGUGUAGGAAGUGUGGUGUCCCAAACUCGUCAGCAUUACCAGACAAUAGUCAAACUACGAAACGGAUCCUGAUAGCAGACCCUCCACCUAUACUUGUCCUACAACUAAACAGAGUUCAGCAGGUUGUUCGGAAUGGUUUGGUGAAACUCGAGAAGGUCACGCACCAGAUCAACUAUCCUGAGACGCUAGACAUAUCUCCGUAUUCAUCCAAGUUCUGCACAGGGAGAAUAAACGCCCAAUACCAGUUAUAUGCUGUGAUAGUACACCGUGGUGGAUUAGGCAGGGGUCACUACAUAGCUUACAUCAAAGUACCAGCUGACGGAACUCCGCAAUCAAAUCAGCACUCUGCAUCUAGACAGGAUAUAGACUCGUUACUGACUAAAUACGAAACAGAUCCUGCUCUUCAAACUAACUAUAUUAACGUAUGUGUGAAGGAGGCAAACGACACAUCUGUAAUUGAAAAAAACACAUUGCAAAAGUCGUUCAAAUGGUUCAAAUUCAACGACAGCAAAGUUACGGAGUGUGAAACUCCUCCUCAUGGAGACGAUUCAUUGAGUGACGCUUAUAUGUUAUUUUACAAUGAAGUCAAAUAGAAACGCCAACAUGUGAAACAAAGUAUUACAAUUCUUGUUUUGGCUGUGACUGAUCCUUAUACCGGUGUAUCACCCUUGGCUUUGAAAACAUGGCAUGUGCUGGUCAAUACUUUCAAUAUCGCAAGUCUGGAGCAGAUACAAAUAAAUUAACAAAUUACACAAUACCAGUUUUAUUAUACAUCAAUAUAACAUCAUACCAUCAGAACAAUUCUACGAUAAUGCAAUACUAGCUACGCUAUUCAUUAUGUUAAAGAUGACUCUAUUGUAACAACAACCACGGUUCGAACUCAAAAUCGAGGAAAAAUAUAAUUGAAAUUGGCCGUUUAAUUUGUAUAAACGACAAUUGAAAAUAUUUCCAAAACAUAAAUCAAUAUGGAAAAUGUACAUAAAAUAGUUUGGUCCUAGGUGGGGAUAAAACCGCCACCUGGAUAAUAAUUAACAGGUAAGUACCGCAAUACCAGAUGGAGGAAGAUGGGGAGGAGGCGGGUCAAAAAUGAUUGUUCUUUAAACAAACAAAACUGACCUUGACCAGUGUCCAUCUUUGUGGUUGUAGGCGAUGUCUGCAGCGGCUGUAGUAAGCUGAUGCUACGCAAUCGGUUUAUAUAACCAGAUCAAUGCGCGUGACCUUUUCACCUCCUGACCCACAACCCCCUCCACUGUUUACAAACAUUGCGUAGGAACUAUUUAUAUACUGAACACAUAACAUCAAGUGAAUCAAUCAAUAACCACAUGUAUAAAAUUUAACAAAAUUUUAUUUUAAUUGUUUAUUAUACAUGACUUCAGACAGGGCAAGCUUGUUGGACCAAACUGACCAUAAAUAACCAAACACAUGAUUGAAUUGAAAUUGGCCGUUUACUUUGUAUAAACGACAAUUGAAAAUAUUUCCAAAACAUAAACCAAUAUGGAACAUGUACAUCAAAUAGUUUGGUCCUAGGUGGGGAUCAAACCGCCACUAUGGUAUCUGAUAAAUGUCACAUUUUGUACAUGCUCAGAAACCAUCCCCCACCCGCUAAAUACGAGUUAUUACGUAAGCUCCAGGUGGCGCUACGCCACCUGUGCAUCAGUUCUAUUCUUGACUAGACAAUAAUAUUACCUUGAUAUUAACUAGUGGGAAUAAUCCAAACCGCCUAUUAACACAUGGCACCAGGAGCCAUGCUAAACAACCUUGCCAUUGUUGUUUAUAUUUACGUUGCUACAAACUUCGUAGUUAGAUACUAACGAUAUUACAGUCAAUCAGAAUACUGUACCUGAUUAGUGAUCUUUUUAAUGAAAAAAUAUUCCAAUAAAACAUCAACGAAACAAAACUGAUAAAAACAUGAAUAUAACAAUAAGGUAACAAAGGAAAUCGACACAUUAUCAUUUAAUUUUGCAAUACUGAUUUAAUAUAUGAUUUGGAUUGAAGUUUAAGGUAAAAUUAUGAUAUAAACAUUUGGAAUACUAGAACAGUGUAGAACAUGUCUUUCACUUUAAACUUAUUUUCACCUGAUAAAUGUAUGUAUUACUGCGAUUCUUUGGUCCAUAUUCUAUAGUUUAUCAUUUGUCAACAGAGACAUGUUGUUACAUCGAUAUAUAUAAAUAUAUUAGUUAGCGUAAGUUAUACAAUAUACAUAAUUAAAGUGAUGUUAAGGCAGCUUCGGUCUUUGUUUGAUCUCUAAUCGUUAAAACAUCCUUUCAGUUAA